UUGUGCACCAGAAAGACACUGAUGAUAAACUCCACACAGAUUUCAUAUUUCACACUUGCUGCCUACUUUGACACUGGGCUUUUUAAAUAUAUAUGUUUCUUGAUUGUUAUGUCUCUAUAUAUUUUCAUUAUUUUUUCCAAUGUCUUACUCAUUGUAGCUAUCUACAUGAACAGAGGUUUACAUGAACCUAUGUACCUGUUUCUGUGCAGCCUGUUUGUAAAUGGUUUGUAUGGUAGUACAGGGUUGUUUCCAUCUCUUAUGGUUCAGAUCCUCUCUGACAUUCACACUGUUUCUGCUCCCUUUUGUUUCUUGCAGAUUUUCUUUGUGUACUCUUACGGAAGUAUAGAAUUUUUAAACUUAGCCAUCAUGUCUUAUGACAGAUACCUCGCUAUCUGUUAUCCUCUACAAUAUAACACAUGUAUGACCUUUAACAAAGUUGCCAUUCUUAUUGCUGUAAUAUGGUUACCACCAAUUCUGGUGAAUUUUUUUACAUUGCCUUUAAUUGUCCCUUUACAGCUGUGUGGGAACAUAAUUAACAAAGUGUACUGUGACAACCACUCUAUUGUUAAACUGGCCUGUUAUGACACAACAGUGAAUAACAUCUAUGGACUUUUUGUAAGUGCUUUCUCAGUCUUUGGUCCUCUCAUUUUAAUCCUUUUCUCUUAUGUGAAGAUUCUUAAAGUCUGUUUUUCUGGUUCUAAACAGACCAGACAAAAAGCUGUCAGUACCUGCACACCUCACCUUGCUUCUCUGCUCAACUUUUCUUUUGGAGCUUGCUUUGAAAUAUUACAGAGCAGGUUUAAUAUGAAAAGUGUACCUAAUAUGUUGCGAAUAUUUUUAUCGUUAUAUUUUCUUUCAUGCCCACCACUCUUCAACCCUCUAAUGUAUGGCCUUAAUCUGUCCAAAAUCCGUGUUACAUGUAAAAGUUUGAUGUCAAAUCAGCAGUUUUAG
Messenger RNA from Lates calcarifer (barramundi perch), 951 nucleotides. RefSeq names its product olfactory receptor 11A1-like. NCBI's taxonomy places the organism in Eukaryota, Metazoa, Chordata, Actinopteri, Centropomidae. The record is from RefSeq and is a predicted model, not a curated record. Gene Ontology annotation, cellular component: membrane. Gene Ontology annotation, molecular function: olfactory receptor activity; G protein-coupled receptor activity. Bases 22 to 951 code for a protein of 309 amino acids. The transcript has a single exon. Gene Ontology annotation, biological process: G protein-coupled receptor signaling pathway.